AGAAGCUUCCCACUUGACCAGCUUUCUAAGAAAAAUAUCUCAAGUUUUUGACUUUUUGAUCGAAGAAAAACAUAUACAUAUAGUGCUUCUUCCAAACUGGCUUACACACUCAUCUGCCGUCUACAUCUUCAUCGAAACGUCCCACCGAGCCAAAGCUGCUUUCUUUGAACAUCUCGGGCUAAAGAAGUACUACUGACCAAGCUUGUGUGAAGAAGUUCCUUAACUUUCAUGGCACUUCACCAAUACAUUGCUGGGGAUUUGAAAACCAUAGAAGAAACUGUGACCGAGACAGAAAACUCUAAUGGUUGUUUUGACUGUAACAUCUGCUUAGACUUUGCACAUGAUCCAGUGGUGACCCUAUGUGGCCACCUCUACUGUUGGCCGUGCAUCUACAAGUGGCUUCUCGUCCAACAUGAUUCUCUUACAACCGCUGAGCGCCCUCAGUGCCCCGUUUGCAAAGCUGUUAUAUCCAAUAGCACAAUGGUUCCACUCUAUGGCCGUGGCCAUUCCACAGCUGAAGGAAAAACAUCUUGUGAUGUUUUGAUACCUCCAAGACCACCAGCUUCAUGUGCUCAAGUUCUUGUGGCAGCACCACCUCGAAGGGGUCAGCGUCUUCCAUAUCGUAAUCCUUACCAAGGUCACUAUUUCAGCUCUCGUCCUUACCAAGAAGAGGACGCCACUCCUCAAACUCUCAGUCUUGGAUCGCACCACUACCCUGUGACUGGAAUGUUUGGGGAGAUGAUUUAUUCCAGAGUGUUUGGCAACCCAGAAAAUUUGUAUGCAUACCCCAAUUCUUAUCAGUUCAUGGGAAGUUCUACCACUAGAUUGAGAAGGCAAGAGAUGCAGGCACACAAAUCUUUGAACAGAAUCUCUAUUUUUCUCUUUUGCUGCUUCCUUAUCUGUCUUCUUGUCUUUUAAGUGAACUUCAGGAUCAUCUUCCCUCUAUAUAUCUAUUGUAUACGUCGCAAAAUGCAAGUUUAAAAACUUGCUAGAUUCAUUGAGUGAAUUAUCACAGGCUAAAGUGUUUGAGAGUUUAUAUUACUCUAAACUCUGCACCUAAACUCUGUUAUACCAUCAUUUUUUUCAAACA
Messenger RNA from Vigna umbellata (rice bean), 1090 nucleotides. RefSeq names its product E3 ubiquitin-protein ligase RMA1H1-like. Gene Ontology annotation, biological process: ubiquitin-dependent protein catabolic process. The record is from RefSeq and is a predicted model, not a curated record. Lineage: Eukaryota; Viridiplantae; Streptophyta; Magnoliopsida; Fabales; Fabaceae. Gene Ontology annotation, molecular function: metal ion binding; ubiquitin protein ligase activity. Gene Ontology annotation, cellular component: endoplasmic reticulum.